UCCCAUCACAAAAAAUCAUUCUGAUCCAUGAACCGAAAAACAGUAAAAAACACUCAACUCCUGCCACUGACACUGUGAGAGAGUGGCAAAGAUGGCAGUGGAGAUGGCCAUCAGGGCUUCAGCUACCCCAAGACCUUCCCUGCCUCCUUCUCCUUCUCCUUCUGUAUCAGCCACAACCAAAUGUUCUCUCAAACCCAAAUUCAGACCCACCUCUGUAUCACUGCCAACAUCAACCAUCUCUCUCUUGGCCCUCUUCACCUCUCCCUUUGAAGCCCAUGCUUUUAGCCUCUCCAAAGAUCAGAUAGUCUCUUCCCUUACUGAAGUGGAGCAGACAAUUGACCAGGUUCAGCAAGCGGGUUCGACUGUUUUUGAAGGAACAGAGCGGGUUCUUGAAGCUAUUUUAAAUGCAGUAAAGCCCGGCAUUGAUGUGGCAUUGCCGAUUGCGAAACAGGCUGGAGAGCAGGCGCUGAAGAUAGCCUCUCCUACAAUUUCCGAGGUUUCAAAGAAAGCCCAAGAAGCAAUACAAAGCUCAGGCUUUGAUACGCAGCCUGUUCUGGGUGCUGCAAAGACGGUAGCGGAUGCAGCAGGGCAGACCACUAAAGUAAUUGAAGAGGCAAAGCCCAUUGCUUCAUCAACUAUUCAGACCAUCUCAUCAGCAGAUCCUAUUGUGAUUGCCGGAACUGCUGGAGCAUUAUUCCUCACAUACCUUCUUCUUCCUCCCAUCUGGUCUGCUCUCUCUUUUAGUCUCCGAGGUUACAAAGGUUCGCUUACCCCUGCUCAAACCCUUGAUCUCAUAUCUACAAAGAAUUACCUUCUGAUCGAUAUUCGACCAGAGAAGGACAAGGACAAGGCAGGCAUUCCCCGCCUACCAUCUAGCGCCAAAAGCAAAAUGAUUGCUAUUCCUUUAGAAGAACUACCAAGCAAAUUGCGAGGUCUUGUCAGAAAUGCGAAGAAAGUAGAGGCUGAGAUAGCAGCUUUGAAGAUUUCUUUUCUCAAGAAAGUUAACAAGGGCUCCAACAUUGUGAUCUUGGACUCGUACUCGGAUUCAGGCAAAAUAGUCGCAAGAGCACUAACUAGUCUAGGCUUUAAGAAGUGCUGGACUGUAGCAGAUGGGUUCUCUGGAAGCAAGGGAUGGUUACAAAGUCGUUUAGGGGCGGAUUCGUACAAUUUAUCUUUUGCUGAGGUGCUUUCACCAUCAAGAGUCAUCCCAGCAGCGGUUAGACGUUUUGGUACUAGUAGCAGCACAGCAGCUCAGUCUGGUCGAAAGCUUCUUCCUGGCUCCGACUAAUAAACUAGUUUAUAAAUUUGUUUUCUUUUUUGAACAUAUUUUUGCUUGGAAAAUGCUCCGUCUCUUAAUGUGCAUACUUGAUUUUAGAGGAGGGUCCCCUUGAAUUGAAUCAUUUCUCGUGUGAUUCUUUGAUCGA
This is a messenger RNA of Prunus dulcis (almond), 1424 nucleotides long. Its product is annotated as calcium sensing receptor, chloroplastic. Bases 92 to 1288 code for a protein of 398 amino acids. Gene Ontology annotation, biological process: cellular response to calcium ion; de-etiolation; regulation of stomatal closure. NCBI's taxonomy places the organism in Eukaryota, Viridiplantae, Streptophyta, Magnoliopsida, Rosales, Rosaceae. The transcript has 6 exons. The record is from RefSeq and is a predicted model, not a curated record.